CGGAGACUCCUCUCAUCCGUCUCAACACAGCGAGAAAUAACACGUUCACUGAUGCGUCGAACGGACUUUCCAAAGGACAGCACUGGUGUUUUUCAUGAUUAACUACUGGAUAUAUCACCAUCAGCACCACAGGAGGGAUCCAUGUGCCACGACAAGAUCAAUAUUCUCUCAUAAAUAAGGUGCAGCUCUGACUGAGAUGGCCAUGUCACUGUGCUGCUACAGGACAGUUGUAUUGGUUGUGGCCUUCUGUUUCCUGCCUUGCAUCACUUCCUCCCUCAACCUGGAGGAUCCCAAUGUCUGCAGCCACUGGGAGAGUUACUCGGUGACAGUGCAGGAGUCAUACGCCCAUCCCUUUGAUCAGAUUUAUUACACCAGCUGCACUGACAUCCUCAACUGGUUUAAGUGCACCAGACACAGGGUGAGCUAUCGGACAGCAUAUCGAAGAGGAGCCAAGACCAUGUACCGGAGAAAGUCCCAGUGCUGCCCAGGCUUCUAUGAGAAUGGAGAGAUCUGUGCUCCUCAUUGUGCAGAGAGCUGUGUUCAUGGCCGUUGUAUGGCCCCCAACACCUGCCAGUGUGAGCCGGGAUGGGGGGGCUCCAACUGCUCCAGUGCUUGUGACAGUAACCACUGGGGUCCCCACUGCAGUAACAGAUGUCAGUGCCAGAACGGCGCACUGUGUAACCCAAUCACCGGAGCCUGUAUCUGCACUCCUGGAUACAGAGGCUGGCGCUGUGAGGCCCAGUGUGAAGUGGGCACCUAUGGAAACGGAUGCCAGCAGAAAUGCCAGUGCCAGAAUGGAGCCGCUUGUCACCACGUUACUGGAGAAUGCAAGUGUUCACCAGGAUACACUGGAGCUUUCUGUGAAGACCUGUGUCCUCCAGGGAAACAUGGGCAGCAGUGUGAGGAGAGAUGUCCAUGUCAGAAUGGAGGAGUGUGUCACCAUGUGACGGGAGAGUGCUCCUGUCCUGCAGGAUGGAUGGGUACAGUGUGUGGUCAGCCAUGUCCAGAGGGGAGAUUUGGACAAAACUGUUCGCAGGAAUGUCAGUGUCACAACAACGGUUUCUGUGUGUUGUCUACUGGACAGUGUCUCUGCAGCCCUGGAUACACAGGAGAGCGGUGCCAGGAUGAGUGUCCAAUCGGUACUUAUGGUGCUGGCUGUGCAAAGACGUGUCGUUGUAAGAACAACAGCAAGUGCUACCACACCAACGGAAUGUGUUUGUGUGAGCCAGGAUACACAGGGGAAACGUGUGAUGCCCGACUGUGUCCUGAAGGACACUACGGCCUCCGGUGUGAUAGGAAGUGUCCAUGCUACGCCCAGAACACACACAGCUGCCACCCAAUGUCAGGAGAGUGUACAUGUCAGCCUGGCUGGUCAGGCCUCUACUGCAAUGAGACGUGUACCCCAGGAUUUUAUGGCGAGUCCUGCCAGCAGGUGUGCCAGUGCCAGAACGGUGCUGACUGCCACAGUGUGACUGGAGAGUGUAUCUGUGCUCCAGGCUUCAUGGGUCCCAACUGUUCAGUCCCCUGUCCAGCAGGAACACAUGGAGUGGAGUGCGCAUCCAUCUGUAACUGUAAGAACAAAGCUCAGUGUUCACCUGUGGACGGAUCCUGCACCUGUAAACCAGGGUGGCACGGGGUGGACUGCUCUAUCAACUGUCCCAGUGGUACCUGGGGUCUGGGCUGUAACCUCACCUGCAUGUGUGGCAACGGAGGAGCGUGUAAUGCCCUGGAUGGUCACUGUACCUGUGCUCCAGGCUGGAGAGGAGACAGGUGUGAACUCCGCUGCCAGGAUGGCACAUACGGUCUGGACUGUAAAGAACGCUGUGACUGCAGUCAUGCUGAUGGAUGUCACCACUCUACUGGGCACUGCCGCUGUCUGGCUGGAUGGACUGGUAUCCACUGUGACAGUGUGUGUGCAGAGGGCCGCUGGGGCCCAAACUGCUCCCUCCCCUGUAACUGUAAGAAUGGAGCAUCCUGCUCUCCAGAUGAGGGAACGUGUGAGUGUGCUCCAGGAUACAGAGGCACCACGUGUCAGAGGAUCUGCUCUCCGGGUUACUUUGGUCACCGCUGCAGUCAGACCUGUCCACAGUGUGUCCACAGUAACGGACCGUGCCACCACGUCACAGGACAGUGUGACUGUCUGCCAGGCUUUAAGGGGGCGCUGUGCAACGAGGUUUGUCCCAGUAGUCACUUUGGGAAGAACUGUGCUUGGAGCUGCAGCUGCACCAACAACGGCACCUGUAAUCCCAUCGACGGCUCCUGUCAGUGUUAUCCAGGAUGGAUCGGUAGCGACUGCUCCCAGCCGUGUCCGCCUGGUCAGUGGGGACCCAACUGCAUCCACACAUGUAACUGUCACAACGGAGCCUACUGCAGUGCUUAUGAUGGAGAAUGCAAGUGCACCCGAGGAUGGACUGGCCUCUACUGCACACAACGCUGUCCUUUAGGUUUCUAUGGGAAGGACUGUUUUCAGACCUGUCAGUGUAGGAAUGGAGCUGACUGUGAUCACAUCACUGGACAGUGCACCUGUCGCACCGGCUUCAUGGGACGCCACUGUGAACAAAAGUGUCCUCCUGGUUCCUACGGUUAUGGCUGUCGUCAGGUCUGUGACUGUCUAAAUAACUCCACAUGUGAUCACAUGACUGGUACAUGUUACUGCAACCCAGGCUGGAAGGGAGCUCGCUGUGACCAAGCUGGUGUAGUGGUGGGCAGCCUUAACAGUUUGACCAGCGCAGCCAUGCAGGUGGACACCUACCAGAUUGGAGCCAUCGCAGGAAUCAUUGUGCUGGUGCUCCUGGUGCUCUUCCUCCUCCUCCUCUUCGUCAUCUACAGGAAGAAGCAAAAGGGCAAAGAGCCUACCAUGCCGGCUGUGACCUACACUCCUGCUAUGAGGGUCACUGCUGAUUACACCAUUACAGAUGCUCACCCACCAGCGUGUGAGACCCACCCCAGCAACUACUUCUCCAACCCCAGCUACCAUACUCUGACCCAGUGCAUCAGCCCCCCACAUGUUAACAAUGGUCCCUAUGGAAAGGCCAAGAGCAAUCAGCUGUUUGUGAACCUGAAGAAUGUAGAUCCAAGAAAAAGGGCUCGAGCUGAACACUCAGGCACACUGCCUGCAGACUGGAAACAAGAAGACUGCUUCAGUGAACUGGGAGCGUACGGGGUUGACAGGAGAUACAUGGGGAAAUCUCUACGAGAUCUGACGGGCACACCCUAUCAUGCCAGCUCCUGCUCUCUCAACAGCUCUGAAAACCCCUACGCAACGAUAAAGGACCCUCCUCUGUUGAUAGCCAAAAACACAGAGUGUGGCUAUGUGGAAAUGAAGUCACCAACCAGACGGGAUUCACCAUAUGCCGAGAUCGGCAACAGCAGCCCCGGCAAUAACCGCAACGUCUACGAAGUUGAGCCAACUGUGAGCACCAUCCAGCUGACCGGAGACAGCAAUGGCCACGUACAGUUUGGUCAGGAUCCGUACGAUCUACCAAAAAACAGCCACAUCCCCUGUCACUAUGACCUCCUGCCAGCCAGAGAGAGUCCAUCCCUGGAGCACAAGGAGCUGGACAGUGAAUGAUGGCACAGAGACUCAGUACAGAGACCAGGUCUCACCUCCAGUGUGCAGCUCUGCCACUGGCUGUUCCACAAAAAUGCACACUUUAUACCCACUGCAUACUUUCACUUGUUUUCUAGCUGUUCUACUUUGACACUGUCAUUGUAAUUAUGUAUCACGACUUCUUUCUGAACAAAGUGGGUAUGGAAGAGUUUGGAGGUUAGUUUUGGCUGUUAUUUUUUUACAGCAAUGUGUUAACUGCAAUGAAGUCUUCGUAGGUCAUUCCACACGUCUGGGAGGUAACGAAUGAAGCAGUUUGUAUGAUGUGUUGUCAGCCCACUGCUAAUGGCAGAAGUGUUUGCACCUGUCCUAAAUGACCACACUGAAAGGUGGGCUGAAAGGCUGGCUGUCACAGCCUCCUUCUGACGGCCUGUCUGAUCUUUCUGCAAGAGCUCUGUCUUUUUUGUCUUGUAGUCACAAGACACAGCAAAUUGUACAAACUGCAACAACAGAAACAUUCAGAUGGUGGCAAAGCGUUUGUGGUGUUGUACACUCAAAAAGUGACCUGUCCAUACCUUGCUGUGUAAAACAUUGCAAUGGAUUAUUUGGAAACCAACAAAAAGUUGUCAGACGCAGCCCCACCCAAAGGCGGUUUCAGAUAUUGUUUGUUUCAAGCGUACUGGAGCCUUCCUGAUGUUUGUGUAUCACAUUCAACACCAAUCAAAUCUCUAUUUUUGUAACAGUAGUAUCAGAAAAUGGCUAAUUGGAGUGAAUAUUAGCAAUUAUAUCAAAGAUGAGAUGUUUGUUAAAGUUUAAAGAAGAGUGGUAGCGUCAAGCUGCUCACAGUGUUUCUGAUAUUCGAAUAAUCAGUGUUGGAUUAGUAUUUAAGUUAACCAAAGGUACAAAUUCCAUUGAAAGACUAUGUUUAUCACCAUAGUUCAAAGCUAUGCAAAUUGUUUAAUACAAGAGGUUACAAGCUGAGCCUUUUUUCAUUGUAACAGAGUUUAAUUUUUGGUAAUUUCCCACUGAUUUCAAAUAAUUUCUUUUUCAGUUCAUCAAGAAAUCAAAUAAUACAUAGUAAACAGAGAUGUAAUUUUAUUUUAAGCAGUAACAAACCAUAAUUGAUGAGUAUCAUAGUUCAUGAAUAUCAUUAUCCGUCAUCAUAUCAUACAUAGUAAUCCGUGAUCAUUAUCUCCACUCUGUGACACCCGUUGCCUUUUACAGCAGUUCUUUUGAUCACGAUGUUCUUCCGUACUUCAUAUCAAGAACUUGGGAGCACAAGUGCACAACACAUACUUCUUAUGUGUCUUUGAUUGAUUGAUCCACCUUGCUAAGCCAUUGUAGUUCAUUUUAAAUGAUGAUCAAAGUUGUGGGUAGUAUUAGAUCAGCAAGGAACGAUGGCAGAGGAGAUAUCUGCACACCAAAGUGACUGGGCUAGAAAGCCACAGAAGAUCCACAGGUUGAAAUCAAUGCAAAAAUAGUCCAUUUAUUAAAGACAUCUGUGCAUAAAAAUGGUGCUCAAAGUGCACAAAAAUGAUAAAGAAUUAGUAAAAAAAAAAAAGCUGCAAACAUUUCAGUCCUUGACUGUCAUCAGUGCUACUGAUAUGAGUGCUUCACAGAACACAUACAGAGACAGACAGAUUCCGACCAGGUGUGAUAAAUCAAUCAGCUGGUGCCACUACUUAGAGGCCGUUUACACGUUGCUGGCUAUUUUCAUAAACAGACAUUUCACCGUCUCCGUUUUCAAAAAGAUCUUCGUUUACACUUACCCGUGUAUAUAUACACAAGAGCACGCCAAACCUGUAGGUGGCAGUGUAACGAGAAGCUCAAGCCUUCCAUGUAUCCAUUGUCACCAUAGCAACAUAGGUCGCACUUUUGACACAGGCGCAAGUUACGGCGCAUACUGUGACGUCGGCUGCCUAUCACUCCGUUUAUCUCCGUUUAUCUCAGUUUACAUGCAAACGCGCAACCGGAGUUUUCCAAAAUCUCCACUCUGGCCGGAGUUUUUAGAAAGACUCGUUUUCAGAGGAGAAAUCUCCGUUUGCGUGUAAACGAAGGGCACAAACGAAGGAAGAUGUCUCCGUUUAUCAAAAUCACCGUGUACGUGUAAACGGCCUCUUAGAUGACAUCAACUCUGAGUUGAGCAUGACUACCAAAUCACAAUGACCUAUCAUACGAGUACUACACAACAUCUAGUACUAUUCUCAACAUCCUCAAACACCAAUACAUGAUGGCAGAAAAUAUUAUGCAAAUGUACAAAACACUAAAACUAUACACAGAAUGAAAGAAAAGAAAGGGCAAAAUAUGACAAAGCAUGUUCCACAAUGCCAUGCUGGUACAUGCAGAUGCCUAUAAAUCUGCAUGCAGAUACAAAUGUAAAGCACUCUUGUCAGCAGUGAUGAAGCUUUGCGUUAGUUCAUGCAUGACAUGGAAGUCAUACGCCCCAGCUGUAACUAGCUGACAGCCAGCUGAUACAAUUAUUACUUAAAAUCAGUCACACACCAAUCACAGCCCAUUCUCAAAACAAGGCAGUCCAUUUAAAUAUGGCCUCCUACUCACUGAUCCUUGCUACAGUAUUGCUACCACCUACCACUGCUGCUGCGGUUGCUGGCAAAGCUUUGCCUCCUCCAACCCAGCCUCCACCUUCCUAUUUCAGAGUCCUACCAUUGUUUAUAGGUUAAAAGGGUAUUUUAGGUCUUGCUUUGGCCUUACUCUUGUAUACCAAGGGGGGUUUUCUGCAUUACGCUCCCUGUUUUGGUGUAGCAUGCUGCUUGUCUAAUCCAGGGAGCAUCUUAAGAGUGAAGCCAUCAGCACCAAGCAUAAGGCGGCUGUGGCUCAGAGGUAGAGCGGGUCAUCCACCAAUCGAAAGAUCAGCGGUUCGAUCCCAGGCUCCUCCAGGCUGCAUGUCGAAGUAUCCUUGAGCAAGAUACUGAACCCCAAAUUGCUCCCGAUGGCUGUUCCAUCGGUGUGUGAGUGUGUUAAAACUGAGUAGCAGGUGGCACCUUGUAUGGUAGCCUCGGCCACCAGUGUAUGAAUGUGUGUGUGAAUGGGUGAAUGUGACUCGUAGUGUAAAAAGCGCUUUGAGUGGUCACUAGAUGACUAGAAAGGCGCUAUACAAAUGCAGGUCCAUAAGUAUUUCCAUUUGUUUCAAUAAAUAUGAUGAUGAUAGUCAAGGACUGAAACAUUUGCUGCUGUUUCUACUCACUCUUUAUCAUUUUUGUGCACUUUGAGCACCUUUUUUGUGCACAGAUGUCUUAAAUAAAUAGACUAUUUUUGCUUUGAUCUCAGCCUGUGGACCUUUUUGUGGCUUUGUAGCCCAGUUACAUUAGUGUGCGGGUAUCUACUCUGCCAUUCCCUCUUGUGUAUUAUACCGCUGCACCCAGGACAAACUUCUUUGUUGCCCCAGGUAGGCACAAUUUCACAGCAGUCCUAAGACUUAACAGUAUUAGAUCAGGACAAGGCUGGAUUUGAAAUUGAGCAGCUGCCCCAGGCCCCCAAGUAUCAUCAGCUUUGUUAGCAGGUCUGCAGAUGCCUCUGCCUUCCUCUCACGUGACCCUUGCAGUGCAUGCAAGGGUCAAGUGAGUACCGAAUUUGUAUAUCAAUAUCCAAUGACAAUGUGGGCAGAAUCAAGAUAACAAGAACAUCCAGAAGAGUCCUAAUUUUCCAGCACUUGUGCAGGCCUCCCUGCAUUGCUAUUCAUAAACACUGAAAGUACUUCAUUUUCUGAGAAUAAAUGUUUCAAACUGGAAUUUUUAAAACGUGUCUAUAUAUAUAUAUAUAUAUAUGUGUAUAUAUAUAUGUAUAUAUAUAUAUAUAUAUACAUAUAUAUGAAUAAAAUAUCAUAAAUUUGUGAAAAAUGCUCAGCGCAAUUUUCCUGUAUCCUUAUACUUUUCUGAUGAUAUAUUGGAAGUCAGUUCAGUGCUUUCUUUCUUUCUUUCUUUGCUCAUUGUGUUGGUGUACUGAAUAACUUUUUUAUGCAUGAAUGGAGUGUUAUUGAAAAACAUUAUUUAAAGUUCUGUGUAAAAGGAGACAGAGCAUGCAGCAAAAACUAUAAAUUAAAUGACAAAAAAAGUAGGAAUCCAAUCAAUGAGUAGAUAAGCCCAGGAUUGUUCAGAAGUCGCUGAACUUACCUGGAACUUUGUAUCACCUCCUAAACAGAGCCCACAUUUAGGUCCAUUAACGCUACCCCAAAGCAUGCAGAGAACAGUGGAAACAAAAGCAGACGCAAUAACAAUGGAUACACCUGAAACUUUUGUUAUAUUCCUGUUCUGGUUAAGGAGUUAUUUGUGAUUUCACUCCACCAUUAGAAUUCAUGACCUCCUGUGUGGAAAGUUUCCACCAGUGACUAUAUUUAGAAUGAAGAACCCAACAAAAUAUGGUUGCGGAGUGUGAUACGAAUUUUACACUGCGAUCAUUACAUCUUCAUCUUGUCCCAUAGCACCACAUCAGAAAGCAUCCUAUCACCAAAUGAACCUAGUCAUCUGUACAAUAAGAUCUUACCACAGUUGCUGAUCUUUGUCACUGUGCAAUUUAAAGGGCUUAACAUAUCUUCUAAUGAAAUGCAAGCUUGAGCUGGACUUUGGCUUUUUGAAAGAUGAUAGUAACUGGAAAAGUUCACAUUGUUAAUCUGUAAUGAGCAUUUUCAUAUUGUUUUAUCUUAUUCUCUUUCCUGUAUUCUGAAUUGCCUACAACAGCAAACAGUCUUAAGCUAUUCUGAGGUCAUUUGAAUUGUUUGUAAAAUAUUGUACAUAGUUUGAUCAGUUCUGUAAAAAUAUUAACAUCACCCAGCGUCUUAUGUCUAAAAUUAAAAUCAGGAACAAACGUGGCAUUUGGUUUAGCACUGAUACGAUUAUCAAAACUUGGAAACUUGAGACUCUUAUCCUCGGCAGAUACUGCAUUUCUGUUUCGUUUUGUUCCUGCUCUAGUCUGUCAGAGCGCUGUGCAUUUCAAUGACCACUAAAGAGGUCUGCUCUGAAACAAAUGCCUGAGAUUUUCCCAACAAUAACAAAUACAUCAAAUUGAUCUGUUUCCCAACACUUGAAUGGUUCUUCAAUCCUCCACUUCCAGAAGAAGAAUCAUUUAUACACUAACUGCAACUGCACAGUCAUUCCUCAAUAAGGCAACAAUGAUUUAGCCACUACCGUGAUGGGAUUCUGUUAUGUUUUUUUGGAUUUUGUUCUUCAUUAUAGUGUUGUUUGUGCCAAUGCUUUUGAAUAAAAUGACAUCAUA
This is a messenger RNA of Epinephelus moara (kelp grouper), 8776 nucleotides long. RefSeq names its product multiple EGF-like-domains 10 (gene megf10). The record is from RefSeq and is a predicted model, not a curated record. Gene Ontology annotation, molecular function: protein binding; scavenger receptor activity. The coding region runs from base 197 to 3571 and encodes 1124 amino acids. Lineage: Eukaryota; Metazoa; Chordata; Actinopteri; Perciformes; Serranidae. The transcript has 25 exons. Gene Ontology annotation, biological process: apoptotic cell clearance.